AUGGCUGACUCUCAGCGUCGUCCCCGUGUCUUCUUUGACAUCCAGAUUGGUAACGAAAAGGCUGGUCGUGUUGCCCUGGAAUUGUUCAACGAUGUCGUUCCCAAGACGGCAGAGAACUUCCGUGCUCUCUGUACCGGAGAGAAGGGUAUGGGGAAGCAGGGCAAGCCAUUGCAUUUUAAGGGUUCGAUUUUCCACCGCGUCAUCAAGCAAUUCAUGAUCCAGGGUGGUGACUUCACUGCAUUCAACGGUACCGGCGGCGAAUCGAUCUAUGGCGAGAAAUUCCCCGACGAGAACUUUGAGCUCAAGCAUGACAGGCCGUUCCUCCUAUCCAUGGCCAACUCCGGCCCCGGCACCAACGGCAGUCAGUUCUUCAUCACUACGGUCCCCACCCCUCAUCUGGAUGGCAAGCAUGUUGUUUUCGGUGAAGUAAUCAACGGAAAGAGUAUCGUCCGCAAAGUCGAGAACAUGAACACCCAGGCAGACAAGCCCGUCAAGGACGUCACCAUUGUUGAGUGUGGUGAACUCACGGGCCAGGAUUACGAUAAUGCUGACAAGCAAACUCCUGAUGCUACCGGCGACCCCUACGAGGAUUUCCCCGAUGACCACCAGGGUGAGGAGCUGAGUGCCCCUGUUUGCUUCAAGAUUGCGUCGGAAUUGAAGAACUACGGAAAUGCCGCGUUCAAGAGCGGUAACAUUGCUCUUGGUCUGGAGAAGUACCAGAAAGGUCUGCGCUAUCUGCAAGAGUUCCCUGAGCCUGCUGAGAACGACCCUAAGGAGCUUGAUGGCCAGAUCAAGACUCUCCGGUUUGCUCUGCACUCCAACUCUUCCCUUCUCGCCAACAAGCUGGCACAGUACGGAAACGCUCGGACCUGGGCUACCUACGCCUUGGAGACCGCUAAUGCGGCUAAUGCGAAGGAUGCCGACAAGGCCAAGGCCUACUACCGCCGUGCCGUGGCCCAUGGCGGCCUGAAGGAGGAGGACGAGGCCCUGAAAGACCUCCAGGAAGCCGAGAAGCUGGCUCCCGGUGACGCCGGCAUCGCCAACGAACUUGCCAAGGUCAAGAAAGCCAUCAAGGACCGCCAGGCCAAGGAACGCGCCACUGCGCAGAGGUUCUUCUCAUAA
Molecule: messenger RNA, 1122 nt
Organism: Aspergillus pseudonomiae
Lineage: Eukaryota; Fungi; Ascomycota; Eurotiomycetes; Eurotiales; Aspergillaceae
Product: cyclophilin-like domain-containing protein
Exons: 5
Coding region: 1-1122 (373 amino acids)
Biological process (GO): protein peptidyl-prolyl isomerization; protein folding
Cellular component (GO): intracellular membrane-bounded organelle
Molecular function (GO): protein binding; peptidyl-prolyl cis-trans isomerase activity
Source: RefSeq, a predicted model, not a curated record